UACUCAUAUCAAAGUCAAGCCUUCCUUUAUCUCUUCCCCUUUACAACUUCUUUCAUCUCCGAAAUCAUAACAUGGCGGCAAAGCUUUUAUCCACCGGUUUCCGUCACUCUACUUUGCCGGAAAACUAUGUCCGGCCACUCUCUGACCGUCCACGUCUCUCCCAAGUUUCUCAGCUUGAAGAUUUCCCUCUCAUCGAUAUAUCUUCAACAGAUCGAUCUCGGCUCGUCCAAAAAAUCCACCAAGCUUGCGCCCGAUUUGGUUUCUUUCAGGUUAUAAAUCAUGGUGUUAGCAAAGCAACUAUAGAUGAGAUGGUGAGUGUUGCGCAUGAGUUUUUUGGCAUGCCUAUGGACGAAAAAAUGAAGCUAUACUCGGACGAUCCAACAAAGACACCGAGAUUAUCGACGAGCUUUAAUGUGAAGGAAGAAGAGGUUAAUAAUUGGAGAGACUAUCUAAGACUUCAUUGUUAUCCUAUCGACAAGUAUGUCCAUGAGUGGCCUUCCAACCCACCUUCUUUCAAGGAAGUUGUGAGUAAAUACAGUAGAGAAAUAAGAGAAUUGGGACUUAAAAUAGAGGAAUUGAUAUCAGAGAGCUUAGGUUUAGAAAAAGAUUACAUGAAGAAAGUGCUUGGUGAACAAGGUCAACACAUGGCAGUCAACUAUUAUCCUCCAUGUCCUGAGCCUGAGCUCACCUAUGGUUUACCUGCUCAUACCGACCCAAAUGCCCUCACCAUUCUUCUCCAAGAUGCUACCGUUUGCGGUCUCCAGAUCUUGAUCGACGGUCACUGGUUUGCUGUUAAUCCUCGUCCUGAUGCUUUUGUCAUCAACAUUGGUGACCAGUUGCAGGCAUUGAGUAACGGAGUAUACAAAAGUGUUUGGCAUCGAGCAGUGACAAACACUGAAAACCCGAGACUAUCGAUCGCAUCAUUUAUGUGUCCUGAUAACGGUGCUGUCAUAAGCCCGGCAAAGCCCCUGUGGGAAGCCAAGGAGGAAGAGGCCAAGCCAAUCUACAGAGACUACACUUAUGCAGAGUACUACAAGAAGUUUUGGAGUAGGAAUCUGGACCAAGAACAUUGCCUCGAAAACUUUCUAAACGACUAGUUAAUUGCCUCGAGAUCUUUGUGUUUACGCAGUAACGCAGAGUACUACAAUAAGUGUUUAAGUGUAUACUACGUAUCCAUUUUUCAUUUAAGAAAUGAUUAACAAUAAUAGUAACCAUUUAUCAGUUC
Molecule: messenger RNA, 1225 nt
Organism: Brassica oleracea var. oleracea
Lineage: Eukaryota; Viridiplantae; Streptophyta; Magnoliopsida; Brassicales; Brassicaceae
Product: flavanone 3-dioxygenase-like
Exons: 4
Coding region: 72-1097 (341 amino acids)
Source: RefSeq, a predicted model, not a curated record